AUGGGCCCGGGGCCAGAGCUCAACGCCACAGCACCCCCGGGGGCGGGGCCAGCCCUGCGCCUGGCCUUGGCGGCUGCCUGCGGCCUCAUCCUGCUGGUGGGGUUCACAGCCAACGGGCUCAUGCUGCUGGUGGUGGGCCGGGGCCCGCGCGGCCCUGUCCGCCCACUGCUGGCCCUGACCAACAGCCUGAUGGUGAACAUCACGCUGUCCGACCUGCUCUUCCUGGCCUGUGUGGUGCCCGUGCAGCUGCUCAGCUUCCUGCGCGCUGGCUGGUGGCUGGGCCCGGCGCUGUGCACGGCCAGCCAGGCCGCCAACACCGCCACCAUGUUCUGCACCUUCUACAGCAUGGUGGCCACGGCCCUGCUGCGCCACGCCGCCGUGGCCCGGCCCCCCGCGGCCCUCCCUGCCGGCCCGGCCGCCCGCCUGCUGCUCUGUGGGGCCAUGUGGGCCCUGGGGCUGGCGGCCUCACUGCCCAACUGGCUGUUCCAGGGGCUGGCGGGGGCCGGGCCGGGGGCGCUGGCCUGCCUGCUGCUGCGCAGCCCCCCCCAGACGUCCUGCUACUUCGCCCUGCUGGGGGCGCUGGCCUUCCUGCCCUGCGCGCUAGGCCUCGGCUGCUCCUUCAGCCACGUGGGCUGGCUGCUGAGGACGCAGCCCCGGGGGCCCACGGGGGAGAGCGUCCGGGAGCAUCGCGAGAACACAGGGCUCAUGCUCACCGUGCUGGGGGUCUUCGUGCUGAUGUGGGGCCCCUGCUCUGUGCUGGGCUACCUGUCAGCCGUGGGGGCCCUGCCUGACACCCUGGGGGUCUUUGUGGCCUCCAGCCUCUGCACCAUCCUGGCCUACUCCAACUGUGCCGUCAGCCCCAUCCUCUGCUUCUACCUCUCCCGCCCCUUCCGAGCAGGCCUCCAGGACCUCCUCCGCCUGCCGAGGGCUCCCAGGCCCCCUGGGGGCGGCAGGGUCGCUGCCGUGGGGAGAGAGCACGUCCUGCCUGGCCUCGGGGCUAUGGCGGGGCCUGAGGAGACAGCCUAA
Messenger RNA from Sorex araneus (European shrew), 1026 nucleotides. Its product is annotated as allatostatin-A receptor-like. Gene Ontology annotation, molecular function: neuropeptide binding; somatostatin receptor activity. NCBI's taxonomy places the organism in Eukaryota, Metazoa, Chordata, Mammalia, Eulipotyphla, Soricidae. Gene Ontology annotation, biological process: cellular response to glucocorticoid stimulus; neuropeptide signaling pathway. The record is from RefSeq and is a predicted model, not a curated record. The coding region runs from base 1 to 1026 and encodes 341 amino acids. Gene Ontology annotation, cellular component: neuron projection; membrane. The transcript has a single exon.